AAAAAGUUUAAAAAUAUAAUUAUUUCAUCUUUAUUUGCAAUUAUAAUAAUAUUUGUAAUUUAUAUAGUUUUGUUUUGCAUUAAUCAACAUGUCAUUUAAUGGUUUGAGUUUCGAGAAGGCCUAGAUAUUUUUUUCAUCUAUAAAAAGUGUGUUCAGAUUAUUACGAACCAAACUUCUUCAGAGAUUCAGUUUCUUUUAAGAAGUUUAUCUCGAAACUCUGCUCAAAAUUUGGCUCGAUAAUCUUAAGAAUGCAUCUUUAAUAUUCUGGAAGUAAUUUGACUAAUUUGAGUUAAGAUUUACAAAUUUUCUUCAUUCAACGGUUACGGGAAGUUUAAUCUUUUGUAUGGGUAAUUGAAACACUAUCGAUUUAGAUAGUUUUAAGAGAUUUGAAAAUACCUGAAAGGCGAUAGAAGAGGGGAAAAAGAAAGUGCAGGAAGGGAAAAGAUAGAAUCUAGCUUUUACCAAAUAUUGCUAAGAACAUUUUCGAGAUAAGCUAUGUGCUAGAGUCAUGUGUUCAUAAAACAGUUAGAAAUAUUACUUAUAAUUUCUUACAUUCAAAGGCAAGAAGUUGGAAAAUUAAAUCGCGGUAUUAAUGAAGAUUUGUGCAUAUAAGAAUUCGUAUAGAAAAAGCAGAUAUGAGGGUAAUACAUUUUUAGUGAAAUCUAAAAAGCAAGGGUAAGAGAGAUAAAUUUUACAUUAAUAGAAUUUUAUUCCUAUAUAUUGUGUAAUUACAAAAAGAAAUAUUUAAUUUCAAUCGGAAUAAAUAAUUAUCUUUCGUUUUUCGUUGAAGGACAUUGACUCUGAGUUGAUUGAAAAAAAUUAAAAAUGUCAAUAUUAACUAAUAAUCGUAUUGUAAUUAUCUACGAUAAAGAAUGUUAUUCGUGUAUCAAUAUAACAGACGUAUCUGUUACGACAUUGGUUGAAUCCUAAUCAUGUAUUUUCCUUAUCACACUGUCAAUAGAAUUCAGUUUCCAUCUGCUCUCAAUUUUCAUUAACGCCUAACCUCUUUUUGUUAAAAUCUAAUUAAUAUACUUGAUAAAAUAUAUAAAAAGUAUCGCAACGCUGGAUUCUCGAGACUCUUUAAAUAAUGAAACAGUGGUUACAGAUAAUUAUUUCUUCUGGAAAGAGGAUCGAAUAAUAAAAAAGGCAUAUAUCAUUUUUUAAUUUAUAAUUGUACAGUAAAAAUGGAUGUUGUAAGAAAAUUGUUACUUAUGUGCAUAUUAUUAGCUGUUAUACCACUCAUACUUAUAACAAUUCCUUUGUACCUACGGCAUGUGUUUUAUGCUGAUGUUGCAUAUGGUGUAGCGGAAUCUGAUAUUAUAGAAAUCAACGAUGGAAUUUCAACAUUAUUUUGUUCGGAACAUAUUUUGAAAAUGAAUGGCACUUUUAAUGCUUUUCAAAUGACUCACCGACCAGAGAUAGCAUCAAAACGAAAACAUAUAAGACUUAAGAAGAGCAUGAGUUUACCAGACGAUACAUUAGAGUACUGGAAAUUUUAUUUGUUAAAAAAUGCAACCGUAACACUUUCUGUGUGUUCAAGAUUCGAAGGAGCUUCUAUAUUAGUGGUGAAAGGAAACAGGACCCUACAUACUUGUAAUCUGCUGAAACAUAAUGUAAACAAGCAAACGCAAGAUAUCUUCUUACCAGGUGCGGACACACAAGUUAAAAUAAUAUAUGAAUCAGAUGCACAAGAAAUUGAUUCCGAAGAAGCAACUACAAUCGAACCUAUUAAAACUGUGCACAAUAUCAAUGAGAUAGAUAAGCCAGCUAUAAGUGUAAGCUCCGAAGAUCCUUUGAAAAGAAUUCUUAAGACAAAUCCAGAUAACAGCGCACAGGCAUAUACUACGGAUGAAAAAUCGAAAACUUUAGAGACGUUGUAUCGUAGUGCAACAUCUUAUAUUCAUAACUAUAUAGAUGGUCAUCGAGAAAAUGUGAGUAAAAUUAGAAAAGAAAGACAUAUUAAACGCCAUAAGAUGAAGGACCAUAAAAAUAAAAGAAUGAAGCAAAGAAAAAAAUGUCACUGCAAAUACGAUAGAAAGACACGUCUACAAAAAUUAAAACAAGCAUUGCAUUCACGUAUAAUCAAUGUAAGGAAGAGACAAGGAACAAAGAAGAAAGAUGAGAUAGAUACCAAGAGAUUUAAAAGAAGCAGAGAACUCAUAAAGCCACCAUCUUUAUUAGAUCAAGGCAUCACGCACGGUGGAAAUGCCAAUAAAAAUUACACGUCUGAUUCUAACGGAAGGUCGUCCGUGUCCAGUUUUGAAGCUGACUUAUUAAAUUGUUUCGAUGGUGUAAUACUGCUGGCGCAUGAAUUUCAACCUUCAGAUCAAUGUACCAAUAUUUCCUAUUUGCUUAAUAGUAAGCACAUGCAGGCAAAUCACCACGUGGAACAAGAUGGUUACUAUUAUUACAUUUUUUACAGCGAUAACGAUAUUGUAUCCAAUGAUAUUCAUGCGAUUUUUGAUAUAUACAAGCCAACUUUUCAAUAUGAAAAUGUGACUAAAUCAUGUAUCAAUCAAACUGAAUGCUCAUUUUUUAUAAACCCGCUGUCAGCGGAUAGGGUAAUUGUCGAAAUACCAACUAAGGAUGGUAUAGAGCAUAACGAGAUGGACGACGUUGACAUGCUAAUUUCUAUCUGUCAGCCACGAAUGGGCGCGUACAUGAUUUUUCCAAUUGCGGCAUUGCUCUUAAUUCUUAGUUGUGCUUUUAUAGAAUAGCUCGACUACUUGGAAAUACCUGCAGACUGCUGAGUACAAAGAAGUGCGAAAUUGUCAUUUUAAUAUAAAUUUACAUGAGUGAAGUUAUGAAUUGAUUAAAAAUUCAAUAUACGACAAGACGAAGGAAAUUAUGCUUUUGAUUAGAUGUAAUAAAUAAUUUACUUAAGAUGAAAGAUAUGUAUCGAUUUAAAAAAUAUAAUUUCAUUACUUAUUUUCUUAAUAUACUUUUCUUAUAAUAGAUUACCUUGUUCAUCAUAAUUGUAAAUGUAUAUGUAGAUAAAAGUAUAAUAUAUACAUGUAUAAUAUAUACAUAGUGCAGAAUAUUAAAUAAUGCAAAAGAUUCUAAGGGGUGACUCUUUGCACAAAUUCAUGACGAAAACUUCAUAUGCCUGAAACGACUUAAUUUCAAAGAUAUACAGGGU
Molecule: messenger RNA, 3139 nt
Organism: Wasmannia auropunctata (little fire ant)
Lineage: Eukaryota; Metazoa; Arthropoda; Insecta; Hymenoptera; Formicidae
Exons: 4
Coding region: 1185-2717 (510 amino acids)
Source: RefSeq, a predicted model, not a curated record